Molecule: messenger RNA, 535 nt
Organism: Trematosphaeria pertusa
Lineage: Eukaryota; Fungi; Ascomycota; Dothideomycetes; Pleosporales; Trematosphaeriaceae
Exons: 2
Coding region: 88-453 (121 amino acids)
Source: RefSeq, a predicted model, not a curated record
GCUCCAUCAUAUCCUACGAAUCUCGGCAUCAUUAAGUGACCCUGGGCUUUUCAUACUCCUGUCCAACAUCGUUCCCACAGCUUCAUUAUGUCCGUAACCACAACCUCGAACGCACAAACCUACAACCUCCGCACCGUGCUCGCAGACUACUCCAUCCACCACACACCUGAAACUGACCCGCUCGAUACCAGCCUCAAUACGCACCCGUCGCCAUCGUCCGCCCAGCAGAACCCACCCCACUGGCCGACCGACCAGCGCCGCGUACCGUCAUACCGCCCUGUUAAUACGCAACUCGAUCAGAGUCAGAGAAGGGUGUUCAUGAAUGGGGCUGAGAGAGCAUUCGUGAACGUCAUGUUUAGUGGCGUCCUUCUUGAGGCGACCGCUGCGAAAGUUUGGAGAGCUACCGCUGGGAGGAUGUGGGAUGUUAGGUAUAAUAUCGGAGGAGAAUGGUGAAGGAAGGUGCAGGUUAUGAAGUAGUUAGGCGGUGUCGCGCCUUCGGUAGAGCAUACGUAGGAAUAUUGCAGCAAUACGCUAC